Messenger RNA from Hippoglossus stenolepis (Pacific halibut), 5042 nucleotides. It is a transcript of the gene sstr5, whose product is annotated as somatostatin-like receptor F_48D10.1. The coding region runs from base 840 to 2180 and encodes 446 amino acids. NCBI's taxonomy places the organism in Eukaryota, Metazoa, Chordata, Actinopteri, Pleuronectiformes, Pleuronectidae. Gene Ontology annotation, molecular function: neuropeptide binding; somatostatin receptor activity. The record is from RefSeq and is a predicted model, not a curated record. The transcript has 5 exons. Gene Ontology annotation, cellular component: membrane; neuron projection. Gene Ontology annotation, biological process: neuropeptide signaling pathway; cellular response to glucocorticoid stimulus; regulation of insulin secretion.
AGCGAACGAUUGGAAGCCCGGGCACAAGCUAUUUAUUGAUUUCAGAGAAUGAGUGAAAAAAUCCGAUGACUGAAUCUUUGGUUUGGGGAUCCACAUUUUUGAAUUUGUUCACACAGACUUGGACUUCUUCACUGCCUCCCAAAGUAAGCCAGCUCGCAAUCUCUGAGCAUAUCGUUAGUGUUGUGAAUACGCGAUUUAAGGAUCUUUACAGUGGAAGUGUAUGGCAUUAAAUCGAACCCUAAUGCGGUUCAGGACAUAUCCAUAACUCAGAUACUGUAACAGUGCGUGCGUAAAAGCUGUGGCACAAUUCCAAUCAAUGCCACUGUACUGCGGAUGAAUUGUGCGCGCUGGCAGGGUCAGAGGGAUUGAGACAAUGUUUUAGGGCAAUUAAAAACCCAGCAACCCACACAGGAGAAGUUCGCGAUUCGUGGAUCAGCCAGUUUUCGUGCGUAAUUACGGAUGCGACUCCUUGUGAAAACUCCUUUGUUAUAAUGUAGGACGCAUGACAGCAAAACUCUCUCUUCGGCACGUGAAGCGACGGAGGCGACAGGUAUGUGAAGUCCCCAUGUUCUUAACCGUGGUCAGAGCGCAAACUUUCAUCCUAUGAGUCGCUGUCUCUUUUACGCACACACAAUUGAGACAAUCUGUAAAUCAGUUUGGAUGAUUUCUCUGGUGUGGUGAUUGGUCACUCACCACCUCCUGAUCUGCUCCAAUGUAAAUCAUGGAAACUAACAGGGUAGAGGUGAAUACUUUGUUUCUAAAUCCGUGACAACAGAGAGGAACAAAUCUACAUCUCGCCUGCGUGGAAGCAUUUUCCCACUUUAUUUCUGAAAACAACAAUGGAGACCAACUGGACUCCCCUGCCACCAGACGUCAACUCCUCUGCUGCACCAAGCCCCUUCCUCUUUUCUUACCCGCGCCUCUUUAACAUCUCCUCCAACCUGUCCACCCAGAGCGUCCCCUUCCAGGGCAGCAGCACUCUGGUGACUGCGGUCAUCUCCCUCACGGUCUUCAUGGUGGGUCUGACCGGCAACACUCUGGCCAUCUACGUGGUGCUGCGCUAUGCCAAGAUGAAGACGGUCACCAACAUCUACAUCCUGAACUUGGCUGUGGCCGACGAGCUCUACAUCCUCGGGCUCCCCUUCCUCACCACGCAGAAUGUGCUCUCCUAUUGGCCCUUUGGUUCGUUCCUGUGCCGGGUGGUCAUGACCGCGGACUCCAUGAACCAGUUCACGUCUAUUUUCUGUCUGACGGUCAUGUCCAUUGAUCGCUACCUGGCUGUGGUUCAUCCGAUCCGCAGCACCAAGUGGAGACAUCCCCGCGUGGCCAAGGCGGUGAGCGCAGCUGUGUGGGCCGUGUCCUUUGUGGUGGUCCUGCCGGUGGUCAUCUUCUCUGAUGUCCAGGAAACAUUUAACUCCUGCAACAUGAUCUGGCCCGAGCCGAAGGACGUGUGGUCGACAGCCUUUAUUCUCUACACUGCCACUGUGGGCUUCUUUGGACCGUUGCUCAUCAUUUGCCUCUGCUACCUACUUAUCAUCAUCAAGGUGAAGUCCUCUGGGGCACGGGCGGGCUUCACCAAGCGGCGCCGCUCGGAGCGCAAAGUGACGCGGAUGGUGGUGGUGAUCGUGGUGGUGUUUGUGCUUUGCUGGUUGCCGUUCUUCAUCAUCAACAUGGUCAACCUGGUCGUCAUCAUCCCGGAGUCCAGCGUCACCGCAGGCGUCUACUUCUUUGCGGUCAUCUUGUCCUACGCCAACUCCUGCGCCAACCCGGUGCUCUACGGCUUCCUGUCAGACAAUUUCAAACAGAGUUUCAGAAAAGUGCUUUGUUUGAAGAGUAUGAGGUGCAAGGCAAACGGCGUAGAUGAUGGCGACCCCAGCGCCCCUCGUACUGAGAAAACCACUGCACACGACUGCAUCCUGCUCACUCCUCGUAACCAGAUCUACCAUGAUGCCCAGACCAGCCAGAUCUCUCCUCACCCUCCAGACUGGCCUGCCUCGCACACAGCAGCAGACCUGCACCCCUCCACCCCCACCCAUCAAGCUCCCUCCACUUGCCCCGGGAUCGGGCCCACAACUGCCACCACAGUAACCUCCACCACGGCCACCCCUGCUGAUCCUCCCACCGUCACCGCCCUGACUACGCCUGCAUUCUCUGCCACCACAGCCCCACAGCAACAGUAGCCAGUUAACCAGGAGAUGAAAUAGAGAGAGAUAAGGAGGGACAACAUGACAUGAGACUACAGAAGCAGUCACAUCAGCUGAUGAAAAAUGGAAAACACUGACGCUCUUUCGCAGUAACUGUGUACAUUUCCUAACAAAACCACGCACACUCAUUCCAUAUGCAUUGCAACGUUGAUGGUCCACGUCAGGGAAAGGAACUCAUGAAUAUUUGUUCAUACCUCAAUGUGUUGCUGCACCUACUAUUUGUGAUUCACCCAGCUGUUGAUCAGGCCCAAGGUUACUUUGCACCCAUCCAUCUGGCAUAAGUGCCUUGUCAGCCACUCUCAGCAAUCACCACGGCUCCUAAAUGGACGCAGAAACAUUGACACCUUCCUCCCCUCACUUCCUGACAGGUUGUCAGGAAAAAUGUCAGAAUGUAUUUUUACUUUGAACAACCAAAAAUGCCAUGGAAGAUAGAUUUAAAGCCAGUGGAGUUAUUUUCAGAGUAAAAUCCUUGUCCUACGACAGCUUUAACAAAACAUCUAAGCACAAUUGUCUGUUUCUUGCGCCCACUCACAGCUCAGCUCUGUUUGCUUUACUUAAUUUAUAUGGGUAAAUAGUGAGGAAUGGACUUGACAUCUGUACAUCUUUGUGGAAAAAGCUGAAAUCUUUCUGUAUGGCGUUUGUAUUUUAGAAAUAGCUUGCUUGCUGUAAGUCAGCUUCUCAGUCAUAGGAAAUAUGACUGUUUGCCUGGUCAGUGUCCUUCUUCAAACAUGUAGCCCGGUCACAACACACAACCUCAGACCUCUUUGUAUAUAGGCCUCUUUCUUUAUGUCUUCAUAUACGGGUGUCUGUGUGUGAGAGAAUGUGUGUGCGUGUACAUUUGUGGCUGUUUUGCACGUGUGUUGUUAUGUGUUUUCUCUCUGCAGAGACUCUGAUGCUGGUAAUUACAGGGUUCAUAGCAACACAUACUGUUGCUAAUGUUAUUAUAUGAUCACCUUGUUUACUGCACAGUGGAGGCAAUAUAUGAUCAGCCUGGCCACUCAUUGCCUCAGCUGGCACAGCCUCUGUUAGCUUUGCCCUUUGAAAUGUAUAUAUAUCGCAGCCGGUGACUGUGUAUGUAUGGACGACACUUCUCCACCUCACACUGUACAAAAAUGAAGCCAAAUAUCUUGGAUAAAAGCUUGUGCUGGUGACGUCAUUUGGAGCCAGAGUCUGUGCAGUAGCGACAGUGGAUUAAAGCCCUGGUAUCAGAGGAUCAAAGUCCUGCUGUCACACCUGUGUCACACCGGUGUCACACCUGUUUCACACCUGUGUCACACCUGUGUCAAACUGUCAAUAAUCCAAUCCAAUUAUUCGGCUGCUACAAAGUUUACUUCGGAGACUCCAGAAGUGUUUUGUGGACUCAAACACUUCACUCACCCCUCCACCGGCAUAGUGAUGAGUAGACAAUGUGUGAGUUUCAUUUUUGGGUGAACUAUCCCUUUACGCCUAGUUUAUUGUUGUAGAAAAAAAUUACAAUGAGGUUUUAAGAAAAUCUCAAUGAUGGAUGGAUAUGCUUUUACUGCCACUUAUCAUCUGUGCAACAAAAUAAAAUGCAUCAGUGACACGCAGCAGCUGAUUAGGUUAAUUAAGUGAAUAUUAAGUGAAGGCAAUGACUGUGAAGCCUAAUGGAAUCUGUCCCUGCUUGACGAAAUUUAAAUUUAAAAAUGCUGUUAAUAGGAAAGGCUUUUUUGAGUGUAAAUACAGAGCCCACGCUGCAUACUUUACUACAUGAUAAUAGUUGUUCAGAUGCUUCAGUGCUGUAUGUUUGUUGGAAUAAAAUUGUGAGAUCAUAAACCCAACAUUUCUGCUUGCUGUCACACAAACACACCCAGACACCUAAAAAUCUGCACUUUUUAGCCAGGCAAUGAGGCAGACAGCACCAGCUCUGUAACCUCAGAGAGGAAUACCUCCUCCCUGCUGUGGUCAGACCCAUCCCUCAUGCUCAUAUUUAUAAAGACAACAUCUGGUGUGCCAGCUGGAAGACCUGAAAACAUGUCCCACGUUUGACACAGUCUACACCGAAAUCACAAACCGUGUGAUUACAUAACCUCACAUCUCUAACUCGCGUGUCAACAGUCCUGUCAUGUCUUCGCUAUAUGAGGCAGAAGAUAGGAAUUAAAUUCAAGGUCCAUGAGUGUGUGACACAAACAAUAAGAGGAAAACUAUUGAAUCUCACAUAUCUACACGCACUAUAUCUUAUUAUAGACACAGAAAAACACAAUAUUAACUCUCUGCUUGGAAAAAGAAAACUUCUAAACCUACAGUAUGUAUUUUCUGAAUUAAUUUCCUCAUCGGUGGGGUAAUACAUGAGCACCAUUUUAAAGCACAGACAGUGGCCGAAAGCAGUAUGUUUCUCAUUACCUGAACGUGAUAUCUUCAAAUUUGGUCAAAUGUCACUGUGACCUCACAAACCACAUUUUUGUCUCGUGAGCGCGAUAACUCCGAAAACAACGGGAGGGAAUCCUUUCACAUUUGGCACAAAGAUUAACUCAGACCCAAGGAUUAACUGAUUACAUUUUGAUGACCAACAGUCAAAGGUCACAGUGACCUUAUAUGAAAUUACAUCGAUGGAAAUUUACUAUAACAGUAUUUUGUUUUUCUGUGGUCUUCACACUUGCUAUGUACAAGCACCAAUCAGUAUUGAGCAACACAUAAGAAUGUAUUUUAUUUUCAAAAAAUAAGAAUUAUUGGAAGGAUAGCCCCUUGAGAUAUCACAUCCCAUUUUUGAGGGGGUCCUACAAACACAAAAAGAAAAUUGAAAACACAUUCAAAUGCAUAGACAACAGCAUUACGUACACUAAUAAUACAAAAAUACUGACACUUUGCUCAUCCUCUCCC